This is a messenger RNA of Aureobasidium namibiae CBS 147.97, 1437 nucleotides long. Its product is annotated as glycoside hydrolase. NCBI's taxonomy places the organism in Eukaryota, Fungi, Ascomycota, Dothideomycetes, Dothideales, Saccotheciaceae. The coding region runs from base 1 to 1437 and encodes 478 amino acids. The transcript is spliced from 3 exons. The record is from RefSeq and is a predicted model, not a curated record. Gene Ontology annotation, molecular function: glucan endo-1,3-alpha-glucosidase activity.
AUGUUCUCCAAGUUCUGGACCGCUCUGGCACUUGCUGCUAUCAACAUCCACCUCGUUGCCGCAAAGUCUGUUGUGGCGCAUUUCAUGCUCGACAACUCCUAUGCCUACACUGUUGGACAAUGGAUGACUGAUAUGAAGACUGCUCAAAACGCCGGCAUCGAUGGCUUCUCACUCAAUUGGAUCCCCCCAGACUGCAACUCGCCCAGCCGCUCGUGGCAGAUGAGCCGCAUCGACGAUGCUUUCCAUGCUGCCGAAAAGACCGGCUUCAAGCUCAUGUUCUCCUUCGACAUGAGCUACACGACCUGCAACACUUUCUGGAACACGACAUUCAUGACUGACAUGAUAACCAAACACUCUGGCAGCUCGGCCACUAUGCGCUGGAACACCAAUAUCCUCGUCUCUACCUAUGCCGGUGAUAACAACAAUGCUUAUGGCAACCAAUUCUUCCAGGACCUCAAGAACUCUUGCAAGAAUGCGGGCAGCCCUAUCACUCUGGCUCCUGCUCUUGUCUCGUACGCCCAGGCUGCUCAGACCGAUGCACAAAAGUCUGCUGCCAAGAUGAUGACCGACUACCCUGCCAUCGAUGGCUACUUCAACUGGCAAGCAUGGCCCCUCAUGGACUCGAACAUGACUUGCACAGCAGACGAGGCAUUCAAGGCCGCACUCACCAAGAACGGCAAGACGGGACCUUACAUCAUGGCCGUGUCCCCCUGGCAAUACAAGGAUCUUAACAACGGCAUCGCUUCUGACUCUUGGGUCGCCUACUCCGACACUCUCUUCGCGCAGCGUCUCCAAACCAUCGCCACCAACGAGUUCUCCCCCGACAUCAUCGAAGUCCUCACCUGGAACGACUUUUGCGAAUCCCACUACCUGCGCGAUCUACCCAGCAUGACAAACACCAGCGCCACCGACUACGUUACCUACAGCAACGGCAUGCAAAACUAUGUCGAUGGCAUGAACCACGCUCCCUGGCGUGUGAUGGCGAAGUACUACCUCAACUGGUGGAAGAACGGCAAGGCCCCUGUCAUCACCAUGGACCAAGUCGUCUACUGGUACCGCGUCCACCCCAAGGCUGCAGCAUGUUACGGCGGCUCCUCCAGCAAGAUCAAGAACCAGAACUAUCCCGUUGACGCAGUGUUUGCUUGGGCACUUGUCAAGGACAGGGCUACCAUCUCCAUCAGUGUGGGUGCAAAUCAGUACUGGGAGUUUGAGGCUGACGGCUCUGGUCCUGCUCUUUCGAUGGUGCCUUUUCCUUCGGAUUUGGGGUCUGGUACUGCGCCUGAGGUUAGCAUCAACAGGAACAACAAGGUUGUGCAAUAUUCAAAGGGUAGCAUGCCCAUCACUGCUUCUUGUAGCUGGAGCAACUUCAACGCUCACGUCGAACUUUGCGGCGAAGGCAUCAACAAGGGUCCUUCUUCCUCUUCCUCUUCCUCUUGA